Molecule: messenger RNA, 3011 nt
Organism: Silurus meridionalis
Lineage: Eukaryota; Metazoa; Chordata; Actinopteri; Siluriformes; Siluridae
Gene: mfsd8l1
Product: major facilitator superfamily domain containing 8-like 1
Exons: 12
Coding region: 151-1557 (468 amino acids)
Biological process (GO): transmembrane transport
Molecular function (GO): transmembrane transporter activity
Source: RefSeq, a predicted model, not a curated record
UCAGCAGUGUGAGUUAAACUCAUGUAUCAGUCUGUAGUGAUUGAAAGCAGCACAGAUAUAAUGGGACUCUAUGAUGGACUCGGUGCUGUUUACAUUCAAACUCUCUUCCACUUAUUUGUUUAUAUUAUUGAGCAGUUUUGAGUAGCAGACAUGGAUUAUGGAAGAAAGAAAAAGCUGACAUUUAUUACAAUCGGAUUGAUUUUCCUGCUGAGUGGAGUGGAGUAUGCUGUGAUUUUACCCACAAUCUGGCGUUUCCUGCAGACGCUGGACGCGGCUCCGUAUUUUCUGGGUCUCAGUCUGUCAGCAUUCAGUUUUAGUGGCCUGCUCUCAGGGCCUUUAUUCGGUUUCUGGUCCGACAGAACACAUGGCUCCAAGAAGAUCAUCCUUUUCGCCAACUGUUUUGAAAUCAUUGGUAAUUUCAUGUAUUUUCUAGGAUUUUCCAAAUGGUUGCUGCUGAGCAGUCGUUUUGUUGCAGGAAUCGGAACAGGAGCCGGGUCAUCUAUUUUUGGUUUCUUGACGAGAAUCACAGCCCCUGAAGAUCGCUCCACGGUGUUCGCUGCCGUCAUGGCCUGCAGACAAGCUGGCCUUCUGAUUGGUCCUGCAUUUAACCUUUUCCUCAGGCUGUGUGACUUCCAGCUCGGACCAUUUGUGGUGAAUAAAUACACUGCUCCUGGGAUUUUCAUGUGUGUAUUGUGGCUGCUGCUGCAGCUUAUUGUGUUACUGAUGUACUAUGAUCUCAGUGGAAGGAAUGAGGGAUCGGAAGAAGAGAAGCAGGAAGAGGAAGAAAGGCUGUUGGUUCAAUCUAAUGACACCCCCGAGUCAUAUGGGACACUCCCCAACUCGCCUGCUAUGGACCAUGCAAUCGCUAACGGCAACUUGACUCCACCAGAUCCACCUUCCGAACAGAUAAAAACCAGCGCGUUUCAAAAUUUCAGUGCCGCACGAGCAGAGUAUCUGAGAGAGGAGGUGGUGGUGCUACUUACGGCUCAGUUCAUCACACUGUUUAACCAGACAGCACUGGAGACGAUGGUGACUCCGUUGACGCAGCAGUACUUUAAUUUCGGCGAGCUGGAGAACAGCGUGAUGUACUGCGUGUGUGGAGUGGAGGUGAUCGCCGGCUUUGUCUUCGUCCGCUGGCUCAGCAAGAAGGUGGAGGAGAGGGUGGUGCUGUCCAUCGGCCUCCUCCUUGCCAACAUUUCCUGCGUCUGGUGCAUCAUCUUCCUCGCUAACCCUCAAGGCGGGUUCUCGUGGCAGUUGACAGAGUUCAUCAUCGGCGUGUUCCUGCAGGUUUUGGGUCUGCCCUUUAUCGCUGUUGCUCAAGUGUCUCUCUUCUCCAAAGUGACUGCUGAGAAAACACAGGGUUUCAGUCAGGGAAUCCGGCGCUCUGUCGGAGGUUUGGCCACUAUUCUAGGUCCGUUAUGGGCCGGAAGUUUGACCUCUAACCUUUAUGUCAUGCUCGGAGUGAUGACUGGCUUACUGGUACUAUUUACUAUUAUGAUGGCCUUCUCGUACAAGAGGCUGGUCGAGCACACUACAGUGGAGCAUACGGAGGAAUGAGACACGACCCACACAGGACUCACUGCUACAUUCUCAGGAUGGUGCUCAAAUGUAACACGCACCAUGUUUGUAAUACGUAAUAAGAGAGUGUGUUUCCUGUACAGCGUACGGGUUUAUUUAUGAAAUAUGUCUGUAUAUCUGUUAUAACACUAUAUUUCAUAUAAUGCACCACGUCAUACCGCACAAGUUGUAUUGGUUAUGGUUAAUUUCACAAUUGAAGCUCUUUUGAGCUGUUGCAUAGAUGCUCUUCAGUCAUCCACCUGGUUCCUCAAAAUCUCUGCUCUGGAAUCACCUACCUGGCCUUGAUACAUCCUACUCGAUGCCUUUCACCUGGUCUUGCACUCUUGAUUCUCUGGAAUCAUCUAGCUAGCCAUGUUCACUGUUCUUUCUCAAUCCACCCAUCUUUCCUUGUUCACCUUUAGAUUUUUUUUUAGAACUUUCUUCUCUGUUCUCUUGACCUUCUACUGCUCUUAGCUCUUUGGAGUCAUCCACGUGGCCCCGCCCACUCUGUUCCUAAUCUGUAAAUGACAACCUGAACAUUGUAAAGGAGUCCAUCAGAAAAUGUUGCUUUAUCUUAUGGGACUUGUGGAAUCUAAAUUACAGUCAUACUGUGGAUUAUUAUUAUUAUUAUUAUUAUUAUUAUUAUUAUUUAUUGAUUUUUUUUUUUUUUUUUUACAAAACAUUUUCAUUGUAUUAACAUCUUAUUGUACUUCACAGAUUUGUGUCUAUAUUUCUAUCUAUGAAAGACUCAAAUAAAACCAAAUACAAAAUCUUGGAAAUCUGGCUCGGAAGUACGUCUUCAGAGUGAAGUCAGAAAACCUAACCAAAAAAAAAAAACUGUUAAUUAUAUUAGAAAAUCAGUAAAUAUGAUCAAUAUGAUAUAAAAUAUCUUACUUCUUACUGUAAUCUUCACAAUACUGUAAUAUAUUAAUACAUUAGGAUCUGUUUUACCUGUUUAAACACAACCGAGUGUUGGAUGAUGGUAGAUGAUGUACUGCUGUCCUCAGUGUUAUUAAUAAGAAUGUAAGGUUUCUGGGGGCUGACCAGCAAGCGUUUCUUAUUGUACAAGAAAAGCACGGCUCUCAGCUCCAUACCCGGAGACACGUCAUUAAAUAUUUCAUUUCAAAAAUCAUUCAAGCAUCAAAAUAAUAGCAGACAUUACUGUUUUAGUCUAAAUCUAAUUGGCCUACAUGUAACACACAAUACAACACAAUAGUAAAGUACAUUUUAUGUUGCUUAAAUUAUAUCAUCAUUCAGUUCAUCAAAUAUAAUGGAAGAAUGUUUUUUUAUGGGGGGAUUUAUGAUUGGAUUUAUUUUAUUUAUUUAUUUUAGUUAAUAGCGUGGUAUUUUACUUUUGUACACGUACAGUAAGAAUAUCUAAACCACCAGUACACCGUUUUCCAUUAUUUAUCAAUGUUUUCUAUAAAAUUAUUGUUUCAAUCUGUCUGUAAUAU